This is a messenger RNA of Paramormyrops kingsleyae, 3224 nucleotides long. RefSeq names its product mitogen-activated protein kinase kinase 5 (gene map2k5). The record is from RefSeq and is a predicted model, not a curated record. Gene Ontology annotation, molecular function: ATP binding; protein binding; MAP kinase kinase activity. Gene Ontology annotation, biological process: protein phosphorylation; MAPK cascade. NCBI's taxonomy places the organism in Eukaryota, Metazoa, Chordata, Actinopteri, Osteoglossiformes, Mormyridae.
UGAACUUCCGGUGUACUUCCUGUAUUUUGAAUAUUGAGAAAUUCACCUUGUAUAGUUAGUAUAAACAACCAAAAACGCCUAUCGAGUCAGAUUUGCCGUCUAUUAAGUCAUCAGUUCUUUUGGACACGCCGUACUGGACUAUCGUAGAGUGGUGUUUGAUGGAUUAUAUGCAGCCAGCCGAACUUUCCCCCCCAAAAUUAAUCCUUUAAAUCGGCAGCAUAAGAGAAUGUCACGUCUUCUUCCAGCAUAAAUUAAGUUUGACUAUGACUAAUUUAAUGCGUCUGUUAUGCUUUUACUUGCUCUAAGUAACAUUACCGCCAUGGACACCGAGCGAAUUGUAAUUCGAAUAAAGACACCCGACGGAGACAUGGACUCAACCGUGGACUGUCCAUCACUUCUGAGCUUCAGUGAUUUAUUGAACGCCAUAAGGGAUGUAAUGCCGGAAGCGACAAUCACGGCGUUUGAGUAUGAGGACGAAGUGGGGGACAGAAUCACAGUCAGGAGUGACGAGGAACUAAAGGCGAUGCUCUCCUACUACUGCAGCACCGUCAUGGAGCAGUGCAUGAACGGCGUCCAGCCCGAGCCACUCCACAUCUUCCCUAGAGCCGGGAAGACUCCAGGGAUCCGGAACAUACAUGGCCUGAAGGUGAACACGCGUCCCAGCUCCGCCAGUAGCUGUGGCCCCGCCACCGUGGAGAAGCUGCCCAACAAUAGCUUGAAGAAAUCAUCAGCAGAGCUGAAGAAGAUUCUGUCCAAUGGCCAGAUAAAUGAGCAGAACAUUCGAUACCAAGAGCUCCUUGGCCACGGGAACGGCGGGACAGUCUACAGAGCCUAUCAUCUCCUGGGCACGAGGGCCUUAGCCGUCAAGGUGAUUCCCCUGGACAUCACAGUGGAGCAGCAGAAGCAGAUCAUGUCCGAGCUGGAGAUCCUGUACAAGUGUGAUUCUCCCUACAUAAUCACCUUUUACAGUGCAUUCUUUGUUGAAAAUCGGAUCUCCAUUUGCACAGAGUUCAUGGAUGGGGGCUCGCUGGACGUGUACCGGAGGAUCUCAGAGCACGUUCUGGGCAGGAUCGCUGUGGCGGUGGUGAAAGGUCUCACGUAUCUUUGGAGCUUGAAGAUUUUGCACCGAGAUGUGAAGCCCUCCAACAUGCUGGUGAACACACGGGGGCAGGUGAAGCUCUGUGACUUCGGGGUCAGCACCCAGUUGGUGAACUCCAUCGCUAAAACCUACGUGGGGACCAACGUGUACAUGGCGCCUGAGAGGAUAUCGGGCGAGCAGUAUGGCAUUCACUCGGAUGUGUGGAGCCUCGGCAUCUCGUUCAUGGAGCUCGCUCUGGGCGCUUUCCCUUACCCACAGAUUCAGAAAAACCAGGGAUCUUUAAUGCCUCUGCAGUUAUUGCAGUGCAUUGUUGAUGAGGACCCCCCUGUCCUUCCUGUGGGCCAGUUCAGUGAGACGUUUGUUCACUUCAUCACACAGUGCAUGAGAAAGCAGCCCAAAGAGCGACCAGCACCCAACAACCUCAUGGACCAUGAGUUCAUCAUGCUGUACAACGACGGCAACACGGAGGUGGUGUCCAUGUGGGUGUGCCGCUGCCUCGAGGAGAGGAGGGCCCAGCAGCCGCAGCCGCAGCCGCACAGUGUCAUGUGACCUGGCGUGACACAGUGGGGGCAGCUUGGGAGAUGGCAGUGCCACUUAGGUUUUUUUUCCUUUCUUUUUUUUUUAAAUUUUAAACCUUUUGCAAAUCCCAAAAUGGAUGAGAGAACCUCGCUAGACCUUCUGAAGCAUGUCUGUAGUCCACAGUGCCUGAGGUUCAGUGCUAUAAGAUGCCUCUGCACAAACUGGAGGUGAUCAAGAGGAGAAACAGGAAUGGACGCAAGUGUGGCCUAUUUGCUACGCCCCCGGACACCAGAUGGGCUACGCACGGCGCAGGCCUGGAUCCACUUCUGCGUGGCCACACGGGACAGCCCACAGAGCUGCACAGCCCAGGAGAUUAAAAGACAGUUUUUGGGACAGCUCCUCUCCCGCACCAGUCACGCUUCGUCCAUGCAACGUUUUCCGAGCAUGGUCCUGCAUGGUUUGCCUUCUCGUUCACCGAUCAGGCUGUUGCCAUCAUCAGGUCCCGCUGUGGGUCAUCUCCGUGACCACCGGUAUGUUUCAGGUGGUUCAGUGCUGUAGAUACCUGGACGGGCCCUGUCAGACCCGAGCUUGGCUCUGAGCUCUGCCGCAGUUCUGGACCCUCAGCUGUCGUCUUGUACUGCAUCUUCACCUUUAAUAGCUCAGAGCACAAAUUAAUGACCUAAACAGGCUUUAAGGAAACAAACAAACCCUUCCCUUCUUUCUUACAUUUUUCUUGGUGGUUAUUGACAUUUCAAACAUAUUGCUGUUAUAUAGUUAAAUUGUACAUUUCGGCUACUGCCUGAUGUAGCGUAAUAAACAAGGUCUGAAUAUCACACACAAGGUUUUAACAGAAGUGCUGUAGUUGGCUGAAAUACAAAUGAAUGUUUUUCCAGUAAACCAAGAUCAGCUUACCGGUCAGCCGGAUUAAAACGUUAAAAGCUUUAUCCUAGUAAGCAAACUGGGUUUUCUUCAGGGUAUGACAGCUCACAAUCUACUUAAUGCUAACUGAUCAAAGAGGUUUUGCUGUGGAGAAUUCAGACCUAGGGAGUUAUUGCCAACAUCCCUUUAUGUUAUGUCCAGUGCGGUCCAUUAGGUAACCUGACAAACCUCAGUGCUGCUUCCACCUGAAGUGUAUCCCCGGAGUCCAUAUGUGUGCUGUUGGUAUGUUUGUUUUCAGUUUGUUCGGUAUUUCAUCGGGUCUCCUGAUUUCUGUAAUAUUUAGAAUAUCUCCACGUUGCAUAACGCCUGAAUCACAAAAGGUUUCGGCAGUGCCGCCAGUUUGGCCAAAAUGCUGGCAGCUGAUAUUACCCCCGCUGUCCAUUCAAUUCGCCCUGAGCGGAAGCUGGGCGCCGUAAUUUCCCGCCGUUUUUACAAGAACAAUUUUCCUGUAUAUACCUUUGACCGCUAACUUCCUUUUCUAUUGUUUUAUUUUCUUUUGUAGUUAAACGUAAUCGUGUUUCAAAUCCAACGAAAUAUAUUAAUAAUGUUUAUAAGCGAGUAAUUGGCAAAAAAAAACUGGUUCACAGCUGAAACUUUUUUUGUAGGUAACUCAAUAAUGACGUAUGUCAGUAAGACCCAGCUUACCCAUCAGUCUUUUUUCUUACAA